Molecule: messenger RNA, 1558 nt
Organism: Cucumis melo (muskmelon)
Lineage: Eukaryota; Viridiplantae; Streptophyta; Magnoliopsida; Cucurbitales; Cucurbitaceae
Exons: 8
Coding region: 312-1220 (302 amino acids)
Molecular function (GO): phosphoprotein phosphatase activity
Source: RefSeq, a predicted model, not a curated record
UUAGUCGUAGAGAGUCGAAUGAAGAGAAGAUGUCUCAACCAUUAAAAAAUGCUCUCUCUCACUCCCACCAAUUUUGAUUACAAUCAGUAUGUGUAAGAAAGAGACUGAGGUUUAAAUGAAAAUUCACGCCCAUUGACCUGACGGCUGACGUACGUUGCUCAGAAGUUCGUUAUCAAAUCUUUAAAAUCGGCCGCCUCCUUCGCUUUCCAUUCCCGCUUCUUCGAAUUUGAUCGAGCGAAGCCAAGAUUAAGGAACGUCCUGCACCAGUUUGACACGAUUGAGAAAGAGAGGAGGAAAUAAAUUGAAAGGCAAUGUUGAAGUCCCUUGAUGAUUCACAGAACCCAGAUUCUAAGCCAAAUGAGAAUGACGUUCUGAGUUGUGCCCAAGGUUUGAUUAGAGUGUCAUCCCUUAGACAUUUUGAUCAAAUUAAUGGUGAAGUAGUGGCGGACAGUUUUCAACAGCUUUCCUUUGGUCCUGUCCAUGAAGAAGUUAAUAGCUUAUCGAUAUUCCAACCUCCUCUUUCACGACCCCCUAAUUGUCAGAUGAGAAAAAAGCUUCUCGUUCUUGAUAUAAAUGGUGUGCUUGUCGAUAUAGUAUCUCCUCCCCCCAAGGAACGGAAAGCAGACAUUAAUAUUGCUCGACAUGCAGUUUUCAAAAGACCUUUUUAUUUAGAUUUCAUGAAGUUCUGCUUUGAGAGAUUUGAAAUUGGCAUAUGGUCAUCAAGAAACAGGAAGAAUAUAUCAAGAAUGGUUGAUUAUUUGUUGGGAGACAUGAAGCACAAAUUAUUAUUUUGUUGGGAUCUAUCACACUGUGCUGCUUCAAAAUUUAAGACUCUCGAAAACAAGCAUAAACGUCUAGUUUUCAAGCAACUAAGGAGACUUUGGGAGAAGCAGGACCCAAAUCUUCCGUGGAAAGAGGGAGAGUACAAUGAAUCGAAUACGUUGUUGCUGGACGAUUCUCCAUACAAAUCAUUGCUUAAUCCUCCACACUCUGCAGUUUUUCCAUAUUCCUACACGUUUCUGGAUGAAGAAAAAGAUACUUCACUUGGUACAUGUGGGGAUCUUAGAAUUUAUUUGGAAGGCUUGGCUGAAGCUGAAAAUGUACAGAAGUAUGUGGGUCAAAACCCAUUUGGUCAAAGUCCUAUUUCAGAAGGAAGUGCAUCUUGGGACUUCUAUCACAUGGUUUUGGAUAAUUAUGACUCAUUUCCAUCAACUAUUUGAUUUCUUUUUCUCCUAUAGUUUGGGUAACAUUAUAAACUUAGAAAAGAAAAAGAAAGUUAGAAUUUAGUCUUUGAUAAAAUUUUCGUUAAUUUUAUCGACUAAUUAUGGACUCUUAUCUAAAAAAAAAGUUAUAUAACUUUUAAAAUGAUUGGACUAAAUUCAAACAUAUUCAAACUUUUUCUAAACAUAGGGACCAAAAUGUGAAACUAAUCUCUUUUUUUUAUUCUUUUAAUUGUUAAUUUGAAAGUGUGUAAGUUGUGAAGCAAUGUUGUAUUAAGUGAACGAUGGACUUUAAUCUUUUAUUACCAAAAUGAUAGAAAGUUGCCAUAUUCUUGCAA